This is a messenger RNA of Ostrinia furnacalis (Asian corn borer), 1071 nucleotides long. RefSeq names its product venom serine protease Bi-VSP-like. Gene Ontology annotation, biological process: proteolysis. The record is from RefSeq and is a predicted model, not a curated record. Bases 43 to 1071 code for a protein of 342 amino acids. The transcript is spliced from 10 exons. Gene Ontology annotation, molecular function: serine-type endopeptidase activity. NCBI's taxonomy places the organism in Eukaryota, Metazoa, Arthropoda, Insecta, Lepidoptera, Crambidae.
UUUGUGUCUAAUUUUGUGAAAUCUAGACGCAGCCAAACAAACAUGGCCGAGUUAUUGUUUGUGUUGCUUGUGGUGUGUUUGCGAAGUUCUUUAGCCGAGCCAGAAAAAUGCGAAAUAAGAGGUGUGGAGGGGGAGUGCGUGCCACUGCCCGCGUGCGAGCAAUACGUGGCCCUGCUGAAGAACACCUCCUCUACGGAGGAGGGCCUGCAGCUCACCGCGGAGAGGCGGUGCGGCUUGGACGUGAGGAAUGUUAAGGUCUGCUGCCCUGUGGAACCUGUGGUCCCACCACCAUUGAUAGAUUUCAAACUAAACGAGGAGGACCAGGACUUAUACGUCGACUCCUUCCCCGGCCACGACGUCUGCGGGAGGACUGAUAAAAGCCGUAUUUUGAGUACAAUCCGCAAAGUAACCGACAAAGAACAAAAACUUGGAUUCAUGUAUGUGAUAGCAAACGGUAUACCCGUACUAUUGCGUGAUAUGUCUCGCUACAUGGCGCUGCUGGGCUACAAAGUGAACUCCGACGUGCUGUGGCAGUGCGGAGGAUCGGUGAUUACAGAGAAGCACGUCCUCACUGCUGCACACUGCAUCUCAAAAUCUCUGCAUGUGGUACGGGUGGGUGAGCUCGAUUUGGCUUCCGAAGAGAAAGACGCGCAGCCCAUAGACUUCUACAUCAAGAACAAAAUACCCCAUGAGCUGUAUUCUAAAUUCCAAAAUGACAUAGCCAUAGUUGUGUUGGAUGGAAGCAUCAAAUUCAAGGAAGAACAUCACAUCGGUCCUAUAUGCUUGCCGUUGGACACUAAAAAGAAGGUUUUGCCACGUUUUGAUUUCUUUACUCAUAAGGGUACAUUUGUGGCUGGCUGGGGCGAGGCACCGGAAAAACGUGAAAGACCUACAUACCUGGCAUAUGCACAUGUGAAUAUUAUUUCUACUGACCAAUGCAAGAAACUGUACGAGAGCUCAACAAGAAAGAUAGAUGAACGUGUGUUCUGCGCUGGUGACCACCAUUUGAGACACGACUCGUGUAACGGGGACAGCGGAGGGCCGCUGGUUGCUGAAUAUUGUCCAGUCUAG